AAAUAAUUUGAGCAGCAGCAGGGAUGAGGGUAUUGAUAGUAGUAGCGUGUUUCCUUCUCUUCCUUGGCCUGUCUGACUGCUGGGCACGUAGGAGACGUCUUCGUUCUGGCAAGAAAGUGAAACGAGAAGUGUCACGUGAGAACAGAGCUGUGUCGGUAGCAGUGGAGAAUGGGGUGAGAGUAUCUCUGGAGCCGUGUGAGGAGGACAUCCAGGCUUGUGGAUUUACAGUGCAGUGUUCUUGCUGCAGUAAACCUAGCUUUUACGGGUGUGGAGCUACUGGCCUAAUAGGAGCUCCCUCAAUACAGCUUCUGCAGAUGGUAAAGCGCGAUGCUGGCACUCACGAUGGAGAUGAAGCUGGAUGUCAUCUGAGAUCAGUUUUGUACAAUGGUGAACAUCUUUGUGUUCCUGGAAAUAUUGCCUCGAUGCUUUUUAUAGCCCAUCAGACAAGUGAAGGAGACUGCUAUCCAGUGUUCCCACUAAACUGUAAGAGUGACCUGGCUGAUGAAACUAUUUAUUACCAGUACCUCUACGUCCCUAAAACACAUGUCCUGAGAACUCUCUCCGCUCUCCAAGCAGCUGGACAUUUCUGCCAAAUAUCAGAACAAGAAACACAAGGCGGGAUUAAAUGUGUUAUUUAGAUCACGUGAUAAGAAGACAUCCCUGCAACUAACACCUGACCACCCAUCAUCUACUAACACCUGUUGCGAUUAACACCGUUUUUGCUCUCAAUGCGCUAUAUUUGGACUGAUAUUGAUAAUAUCUGAUGCAGAUGUCACAUGUUACAAAUUCACUUCGCUGUGAAAAAUGUGUUGCUUUUUUUCCCUCUGCAACACUGCGAAGCAUGUCAUUUUUUCGCUUACAUCAUCGUACAGAAUUUCAAGUUUAUCUUUAAGACACUGUAUUUGUUAUUGAUAUUUAUUUAUUUAAUUCUUUGAUUGCUAUUUUAUUGUUUAGAAUUGUGUAAUGCUGGAAGUGUGUUUUACAUUAUUUUAUUGUUGUUCUCCCUGCCA
This is a messenger RNA of Bolinopsis microptera, 1010 nucleotides long. RefSeq lists its product as uncharacterized. The transcript is spliced from 7 exons. The record is from RefSeq and is a predicted model, not a curated record. NCBI's taxonomy places the organism in Eukaryota, Metazoa, Ctenophora, Tentaculata, Lobata, Bolinopsidae. The coding region runs from base 24 to 638 and encodes 204 amino acids.